ACAGUUUCAUUUUUUUUUUAUUUUUUACUGUGGCUGGAGGGUCAAUCCUGCCACCAACCCUCAAGUAUUCCUCGCAAAUUGGAGGCAUUCCUGCUUGCAAGGCUGGGUGUAGAUUAAAAGCAGCAGAUAUCAAAUUAAAUUAAAGGUUAAAACGGAUUCCACAGAUGACAGCCGUACGCAUGCGCAAAAGCCGCUCUGUACAUCGCGUACAGUUUCGCGCUCACCUUUUGGAACGCACACUAGACCAAAGGACACGCCCAUUUCACUUCGGGCUGCAGCAAUACCCUUGACGACCCCGCAGACGGAAGUGACGAAUUUGCCCUGCGGGUACCUCGAAGACCACUUUGGUGUGGUGGCGUCUUUUGGGCAGAAGCACUGAAAAACUGAGGCAGACCAUCAAUCACCCCUCCGUGCUCAUACCACUGCAGUGAGAUGCCAAGGCUGCUUGAACUGACCCGAGUGUAUCGUGGCAUCAGUCGCGUCAGAGCCAUGUGGGGGAUGCCACGAGCUUUUAGCACUGGCCGGUUCACUCUUUCCAUCCCCCAGAGGCUGGUACAAGCAAAUGAAGUGGCAGCGAUGAACGGAGAAACGGUCAGCUUCCCCUUCUCCAGGUCUCUUAUCGGCACUUUCUUCCAAGACAGGCCCAUCUUGGGAAAUCCGUUUCUAGAGGAUGUGCCAUUGCAGAGUUAUCUGAGGAGACAUUUACCUCCUGAGGUUCUGAAUGGAGUGCAGGCCGAGCUGAUGAACUUCGGACAAAGAGUGUGCAACGAGGUCGAUGCCCUCGGCCGGCAGUGUGAGGAAAACCCCCCGCGGCUGCAGCAAUACAACUCCUGGGGGCGCAGAGUGGACCAUAUUGUGACCUGUCCAGCCUGGGGGCAAUUGAAGGACAUUUCAGCUGAAGAGGGGCUGGUGGCCACAGGAUAUGAACGACGAUACGGAGAGUGGAGCCGUCUUCUGCAGAUUUCAAAGUUGUACCUGUUUGCACCCUCUGCUGGCCUCUUCACGUGCCCCUUGGCCAUGACUGACGGAGCUGCAAAGGUCCUUGAGUCGCUUGCUGCAUCAGGACCUUUGGAAAAGCCAUUUGAAAGACUCACUUCCCGGGAUCAGAAGCAGUUUUGGACAUCAGGCCAGUGGAUGACUGAACGGAAAGGAGGUUCUGAUGUCGCUGGAGGAACAGAGACAGUAGCCAAAGUGCAGCCAGAUGGCACCUACCGACUGUAUGGAUACAAAUGGUUUACAUCUUCCACCAACUCAGAAAUGGCACUGACCCUUGGAAGGGUGGUGGACAGCCAAGGCCUUACCACAGAGGGCAGCAAAGGGUUAUCCCUGUUCUACCUUCCGGUUCGCGAUGAAGAUGGAAAUCUGAACAAUCUUGAGGUUCAAAGACUCAAGGACAAGCUUGGCACGAGGCAGGUGCCCACAGCCGAACUGCUGCUGGACGGUACAAAAGCAUACUUGAUCUCAAAGGAAGGAAGGGGUGUGGCAUCCAUUUCUGACAUGCUGACCAUAACCCGCAUUCACAAUGCCAUCUGUGCGGCUUCAGGCAUGAGGAGGAUCAUUCACUUGGGGCGAGAGUAUGCCACAAAGCGGUUUGUGUUUGGAAAGUACCUUAAAGACCACCCUCUCCACAUGCAGACUCUGGCCAGAAUGGAGGUGGAGACGCGGGGUGCAUUCUUACUGGUAAUGGAACUCGCUCGGCUUCUGGGACGGGAGGAGACGGGCUCUGCCACUGAGCUGGAGCGGCACCUGCUGCGCCUUCUCACACCCAUUGCUAAACUCUAUACAGGCAAACAGGCAAUUGCUGUGAUUUCUGAGGGUCUGGAGUGCUUUGGGGGCCAGGGCUACAUGGAGGACACUGGAUUGCCAUCCAUGCUGAGAGAUGCACAGGUGCUGAGUAUCUGGGAAGGCACAACCAACAUCUUAUCUCUCGAUGUCCUUCGUUCCCUGGUGAAAAGUCAAGGACAAGUGCUGCAGGCCUACUUCACGGAUGUCAAGAAUAAGCUGGAGGUGGCAUCCCAGAAUCCAGCGCUGGCCGUUCCCGUGGGGGCUUUGAGCGGCUCACUUCAGAGACUGAAGCAGUUUAUACAGAUCUCCAUGGAACGCGGUCCCGAUUUUAUGGAGCUCUCGGCACGCGACUUUUCCUACAGCCUGGCCCGCAUUUACAUGGGCACUCUGCUCUCAAGCCAUGCCGCCUGGGAGGGCUCCUCUUCAUCCGACGUCUAUGCUGCUCAAAGAUGGUGCGAGCAGGAGUUGUGUCCCGUUUCGAGCAAUGAGAAGACACGCUGCUACGACAAAGAGGCCUUCACCCGAGACACUACCUUGGUUUACGACAGCAGCGCCCAAACCCAUGGAUGACUAACAAUUCAGUGCUGCUCUCGCCUCCUCUCAUCUGGGGGUCUACCAAGUUAAUGAAAUAUGAAAAGGAAACUGGGCUGUUUGACUUGAUUUGUGCCUCCCUUUACAAAAUAAAUUGCUUUAUUAGCUCCAUUAUUAGUGUAAAAAAGGGAUAGGACUGGUUAGCUUGGUUGGGCCAGAUGGCCCGUUAUCUUCCAGAUCUUUCUAAUAAUGUGAAUUUUUAAAGUACCUUAUGUACAAACUGUUCUUAUAUCUGGACAUCCAGCCAUCCAUCCAUUUUCCAACCCGCUGAAUCCGAACACAGGGUCACGGGGGUCUGCUGGAGCCAAUCCCAGCCAACACAGGACACAAGGCAGGAACCAAUCCCGGGCAGGGUGCCAACCCACCGCAGUUAUAUCUGGACAGUGGUAGCAAAAACAGAAUAUGUACAGAGCACAUUUAUUUACUAGAAGCCGCACAAUUUGUGCUCUGAAUUUUUAGAAAAUCAACAUUAAUAAA
Molecule: messenger RNA, 2853 nt
Organism: Erpetoichthys calabaricus (reedfish)
Lineage: Eukaryota; Metazoa; Chordata; Cladistia; Polypteriformes; Polypteridae
Product: acyl-CoA dehydrogenase family member 11-like
Exons: 15
Coding region: 433-2355 (640 amino acids)
Molecular function (GO): oxidoreductase activity, acting on the CH-CH group of donors
Source: RefSeq, a predicted model, not a curated record